This is a messenger RNA of Malania oleifera, 1035 nucleotides long. Its product is annotated as probable WRKY transcription factor 50. NCBI's taxonomy places the organism in Eukaryota, Viridiplantae, Streptophyta, Magnoliopsida, Santalales, Ximeniaceae. The transcript has 3 exons. The record is from RefSeq and is a predicted model, not a curated record. Gene Ontology annotation, molecular function: sequence-specific DNA binding; DNA-binding transcription factor activity. Gene Ontology annotation, biological process: regulation of DNA-templated transcription. The coding region runs from base 236 to 898 and encodes 220 amino acids.
CCCAUAUACGCAUCCAUGUGUAUCUUGAUCAAUUCCACUUGCUGGCUACUUAGGAAGCUCCACACGAAACCUCUCUUGUAGAAUUUUAUCAAAGUGCAAGUCCUGAUCAUAGUAUAUAAGGUUAUAUAUUAAAACCCACCUCCCACACACUCACAAACGCCCAAUCCAGCUUCAGUAAUACUUUCCCAUUCUCCACAAUCCAAUCAGCUUGGUUAAUUCCGGCCGCCCGUGUAGCAUGAACCUCCCAAACGGCCUCUCCCCCUACCUUCUCCAUCCCUACUCUUCCGCCGCCGUCCCCACCUUCCCCCCGAACCACCCCUACCCGGCCGCCGCCCCCCCUGAUUGCAGCUACGCAUCAAUGGACGGCCUCGAUUGCUCCGAUUAUUUCAACCCCUCCUCCGACUAUCUUAUGCCGGCCAUGGAUGACGACUCCUCUUCCAGCUUUAAUACGACGUCGCCCACCCAGAUGGAUAGUUCUGCAGCUCCUGCCAAUUCCUUCUUCUCCACGGCCUCCGGCGACUCAUCUUUGAGCAGUAGCGACCACAUGAGUUGUAAUGGUGACCUGAAGAGGACGAUGGAGGAUGUUGGGUGUCGUAUUGCGUUUCGAACAAGAUCAGAGCUUGAGGUCAUGGAUGAUGGCUAUAAAUGGAGGAAGUAUGGGAAGAAGGCAGUCAAGAAUAGCCCUAAUCCAAGGAAUUAUUAUAAAUGCGCGAGGGCAGGAUGUGAUGUGAAGAAGAGAGUGGAGAGGGACAGAGAGGACCCGAGCUAUGUGAUAACGACAUACGAGGGAGUACACAACCAUGAAAGCCCAUGCGUGGUCUGUUACAAAGAAAUGCCGCUUGUGGUUCCCAGUGGAUGGACUUUGCAAGCUUACCACUCUUCUCAAUUUCAAGUAUGAGAUCCAGAACAAUGCUUGUAUUCCCUAGUUAAUUUUUCAUAUAGCCAUAACAAGUUUGAAUCAUAUAGUUUGUAUUAUAUUCUAGUACAAAGAAGAAGAAAAAAAUGCAGCUGGUUUUGCUAUUUGGGCACGUUUAA